This is a messenger RNA of Lecanosticta acicola, 861 nucleotides long. The record is from the annotation of a GenBank genome assembly. Lineage: Eukaryota; Fungi; Ascomycota; Dothideomycetes; Mycosphaerellales; Mycosphaerellaceae.
AUGAGCAGUCCAAAGCGGAGAAUUGAGACCGAUGUAUGCGUCUCCCUGAUGGAGACUGGGGCAAGACGUUGGAGCUAACAACGGGACAGGUCAUGAAGAUGCUCAUGAGUGAUUAUGAGGUGACCCUGGUCAACGACAACAGUUCGUCUCCCACGGCUUCUAUUCUGGCCAUGUGUUCACAGUAUGCUGACUGACAUGUCUUGACAGUGUUCGUCAACACCGCCGGCCUGGUCUCAUCCGAUGGAGGGAUUGAACUGCACUGACAUCAUUCUAGGCAGGAGUUUUACGUGAGGUUCAAGGGACCUGAGGAGAGUACGUACUCUCCCACCCUGAAUUCAGUUGCACAUUGCUGACAUGAGUCUCAGCUCCCUUCCAAGGCGGUCUCUGGAAGAUCCACGUCGAACUACCCGAUCAAUACCCAUACAAGAGUCCCAGCAUCGGCUUCGUGAACCGCAUCUUCCAUCCGAACAUCGAUGAAUUAUCGGGCAGCGUCUGUCUCGACGUCAUCAACCAAACCUGGUCUCCCAUGUACGAUAUGAUCAACAUCUUCGAGGUCUUCCUCCCACAGCUGCUCCGCUAUCCCAACCCCACGGAUCCGCUGAAUGGUGAGGCUGCUGCGCUCAUGAUGAGGGAUGAGAAGGGCUACAAUGCCAAGGUCAAGGGUGAGUGGCGUCAAAGAGCGUAGAGCGUCGUGGAUGAAAGCUGACUUGAAUGUCAGAGUACGUGCAGAAAUACGCAUCCAAGGAGAGCGUAGAUGACGCCGGCGACAACUCGAACGACAGUGACGAGAUGAGCAGCGUGGGCAGCUUCGAUGAAGACGAAGAGGACGAGGAACCGGCGGGCACCAUGGACGAGGUAUAA